UAUACAUAGCUACUGAAUUAAUCAAAUUAAAGGUUGGAACUCGGAAGGAAGAUGGAUCACAGCGCGGAUGCUCAACGCACGGAUCUCAUGACAAUAACGCGAUUCGUGUUGAACGAGCAGUCGAAGCACCCUGACUCUCGCGGUGACUUCUCCAUUCUGCUGAGCCACAUUGUUCUUGGCUGCAAGUUUGUGUGCUCUGCUGUCAGCAAGGCUGGUCUUGCAAAGCUUAUUGGACUCGCCGGAGACACCAACGUUCAGGGCGAAGAGCAAAAGAAGCUCGAUGUGCUUUCCAACGAUGUAUUCGUCAAGGCUUUGGUUAGCAGCGGCCGCACGAGCAUCUUGGUGUCUGAAGAAGAUGAGCAAGCAACUAUCGUCGAGCCUUCCAAGCGUGGAAAAUACUGUGUUGUUUUUGACCCGCUGGAUGGUUCUUCCAACAUUGAUUGUGGUGUUUCUAUUGGCACGAUAUUUGGGAUCUAUAUGCUGAAAGAUGAGCACGAACCAACCUUACAAGACGUUCUUCAACCUGGCAAGAACAUGUUGGCAGCUGGUUAUUGUAUGUAUGGUAGCUCUUGCACGCUUGUUAUAAGCACUGGAAAUGGUGUUAACGGUUUUACCCUAGAUCCAUCACUUGGAGAAUUCAUUCUAACUCACCCUGAUAUUAAGAUCCCAAAGAAAGGCAAGAUCUACUCUGUGAAUGAAGGGAAUGCAAAAAAUUGGGACGCUGCCACAACCAAAUAUGUGGAGAAAUGCAAGUUUCCAAAGGAUGGUUCGUCACCAAAAUCUCUAAGAUACAUUGGAAGCAUGGUAGCCGAUGUUCAUCGCACCCUGUUGUAUGGAGGUAUCUUUUUGUACCCUGGUGAUAAAAAGAGUCCAAAUGGAAAACUACGUGUGCUAUAUGAAGUUUUCCCAAUGUCAUUCUUGCUAGAACAGGCAGGAGGCCAAGCUUUCACCGGCAAGCAACGGGCACUUGAUUUGGUUCCAAACAAAUUGCAUGAGCGAUCUCCAAUAUUCCUUGGUAGCUUCGAUGAUGUUGAGGAUAUCAAAGCUCUUUAUGCUGCUCAGUCUCAGGGCUAAGAUUGUGCUUCCUUAAAUAAAGGUAAGUUUUUUGAUGGGGCAUUUAAGGUGGUGUCAAUGUCUUCAACCUGAGUUAGUCAACCUGUUUACCAUUUGCUUACCUAAUUUCCCCACCAUGGGUACGAAUUAUAUAAUUUGUAAGCAUUAUUAAAUUAUUUUUUCCUAUAAUUGAGUAAGUAAAUGUUUGUAAUCUCGAAAAAUAAUAAUGGUUUUUGGCAGCGGCUAGAUGGGCCGGGUGUCAUUAGGUUUAUUGAAGUGAAGAAUAGUAAUUCUUUAAGUUUUCAUGUUUUUGUCCAAUAAAUAAAGAGUUUAA
Messenger RNA from Arachis duranensis, 1387 nucleotides. Its product is annotated as fructose-1,6-bisphosphatase, cytosolic. Gene Ontology annotation, molecular function: fructose 1,6-bisphosphate 1-phosphatase activity. Gene Ontology annotation, cellular component: cytoplasm; cytosol. NCBI's taxonomy places the organism in Eukaryota, Viridiplantae, Streptophyta, Magnoliopsida, Fabales, Fabaceae. The transcript is spliced from 11 exons. Gene Ontology annotation, biological process: fructose metabolic process; gluconeogenesis; fructose 6-phosphate metabolic process. Bases 52 to 1074 code for a protein of 340 amino acids. The record is from RefSeq and is a predicted model, not a curated record.